Messenger RNA from Rotaria socialis, 531 nucleotides. NCBI's taxonomy places the organism in Eukaryota, Metazoa, Rotifera, Eurotatoria, Philodinida, Philodinidae. The record is from the annotation of a GenBank genome assembly.
AUGGCUCAAUUACGAUUGGGUCAAGAACAAUUUAGAAAAACUUAUGCAUCAUUUGUCGAACAAUAUUUGAUAGCUGGUGUGCCAUACAUUAGAGAUCUGUAUUGUCCGAUUAAUGAAUGUAGAAAUGGCAUCAGACGCCUAGAAUUAGUAAAGUUGAUUCGUUGUACAGCAAAACUUAUCACCAAUGAAUUUCAAGUUCCAGUCAAUCCGACUGAAAACUUAGCACCCGAUGGUCAAGUUUUUGUUGAAAUAUUAGAAAAAGAUCAACAACUUUGUGAAAGAGUAAUUACAACAAGUCCAGACGUACAUUUUGACUGUAUCCAAAUAUGGAUUGAAGAUUUUGUGCAUGAACAAAGACAAUGGCAAGCUGAAGUUUUCUUAAUUAAUAACAGACGCAUUAUUUGUGCAUUCAAUCAUACACUGUUACAUGAAUUGCGGAAAAAUUAUGGUAUUGAUCAUUUUGAUGAAAAAACGAAUCGAUCAGCGCUACUUAAAGAGAAUUUUUACUUUGUGCAUUGCAUACUUAGAUAA